AAUUAAAAAAAUGAACACAAAAGUAGUUUUAAAAAUAUGGCAGAUGUAAAAGUAAAAAAAGAAAGAUGAAACCCUUGCAUGGCUACUAACUUCGUUCGAAUCUUUUAAAAGUAUUCCGAACAAAAUAUUAAAAAGAAAACACAAAACAUAAUGGGUUUACUAGCGAAGGAAGAUCCGUCUUCUGAGAAAGGUAUUGCCGAAAUUUUAAUAAACUUUUCCACUGAGAAACUUAUAUUUGAUAAUAUACCUUUGUACAGCGAUAGUCGUAAAGUAAUUUUUUUGACGAAUACUUCAACAGAACAUGUGGCGUCUUUUCGCUGGCAGCUUGAAUCAACAGAAUCUAUUAUAUCCAUACAACCUGCGUUUGGGGAGUUACAACCUAACGAAAAAAUCGCAUGCAAAGUCAAAGCUUUCUCGAAGGUGAAGCCAUCUAAGCAUGAAUUUCAAAUUAGCUGCCAGAUAAUUGACGAAACACUAAUGAGGAAGUUCGAAGAAGAUUUGCGAAUAUGGGAACUCAAACAAGAAGAGUUAAAGCAGUUGUUUACUAUCAGGGACGUCCCUGAAAUAUUAUUUAAUAAAGGUAUUUCGGAUUCGACUUCUAAGAAGUCGAAAAUGAAAACAACUUCUUUUAAGUAUGACACACUACCACCUAUAAAUAACAGUAAAAAGAAGCGUGUUAUAAUCGAAGAGCGGCCAUCAAAUAUCGGCGAAGACAAACCCAUACCCCCGUCUUUAAUGUGCAAGACGCUUGAAGUUUUUGUCGAAACUCAUUAUAUUCAAAACUUUGAAGAAAAUUAUCCUGACCGAUUUUAUUCUUAUUUUAUUCAAAAGCACUCCUUUCAAAGUCAAGAAAGAACAUCGACGAAGCUUGCUACACGUGACGAAUUAAACAUCGUCAAGGAUGUCUUGCAAAUGCUUAUUAAAGACCAACUUAUCGACAAAAACUUUUUCCAUUCUCUUGAUGAUAUGAAACACGAACCAAUUCCAUAUUUUGAAACGUUUAGAUGCACCGCUGAAACAAACGAGAUUGCUCUGACUUCAAAACAACUCUUAACCGACAGACAAAAUUUAAAACAAAAUAACGAAUUAUGUCAUGUCAUCGAAGAGGUUGUCGAGAAUACGUUAUAUAACAUACUUUGUGAGGCUAGCUAUGAUGGCGUCAGUCUAACUAGUCGUCCAAGAUGGCUGAUUUCGAGAAAAAAUGUACGAUCUCAAGAAAAUAUUGACGAGAGUAGUUAGUUUGAAUUGGUCUUGUUAAGGAAUAAAGGUUUUAAUUUUCAUUAUGAUAUUCUAUAAAUUGGAAUUCAUAGAUAAUUUAAAAGUUUGA
Molecule: messenger RNA, 1327 nt
Organism: Hydractinia symbiolongicarpus
Lineage: Eukaryota; Metazoa; Cnidaria; Hydrozoa; Anthoathecata; Hydractiniidae
Product: cilia- and flagella-associated protein 65-like
Exons: 1
Coding region: 151-1239 (362 amino acids)
Source: RefSeq, a predicted model, not a curated record